Molecule: messenger RNA, 2021 nt
Organism: Mangifera indica (mango)
Lineage: Eukaryota; Viridiplantae; Streptophyta; Magnoliopsida; Sapindales; Anacardiaceae
Product: protein NUCLEAR FUSION DEFECTIVE 4-like
Exons: 3
Coding region: 162-1859 (565 amino acids)
Cellular component (GO): membrane
Source: RefSeq, a predicted model, not a curated record
AAAUCUAAAAUUUUACUGUAACUAGUGAACUCCGUUAUAAAUGAGGCUACGCAAGGAAUUUCCUCACGACAAACAAAAGUCAUCUUAUACAGACACUCCCACCAAGGGAAUUCCUCGCCGAGGAAUCUCGCCGUCGAGGCUGCAGAUAGAGGUCUCUGUUGAUGGCGGGACAGUCAAGAAAAUGGAUGAUAUUAGUGGCCACAAUUUGGAUUCAAGCCUUCACGGGAACGAACUUUGAUUUUUCAGCGUAUUCAUCGGAUUUGAAAUCCGUGUUGGGGAUUUCGCAAGUGCAGUUAAAUUACUUGGCGACGGCCUCUGAUUUAGGAAAAGUUUUCGGGUGGUCUUCAGGAUUGGCGCUCAUGUAUUUGCCCUUGUGGGUCGUUCUUUUCAUGGCGGCUUUUAUGGGAUUCUUUAGUUACGGUCUUCAAUGGCUUGUUAUCAGAAACGCUAUCUCUUUGCCUUAUAUUCUGGUUUUUCUUCUAUGUUUGUUAGCUGGAUACAGCAUCUGUUGGUUCAACACUGUGUGUUACGUUCUUUGCAUCAGAAAUUUCCCUGCCAAUCGAACUCUAGCUCUCUCACUUACAGUCAGCUUCAAUGGAGUGAGUGCAGCCUUAUAUUCUCUUGCUGGCAAUGCAAUCAACUCUUCAUCAAGUUCAAUAUAUCUCCUUUUAAACGCUUUUGUUCCUCUUAUAAUUUCUGUUGCAGCCCUCAUUCCAAUUCUUCGCCAGCCAUCUUUAGACCCUCUUCCCCCAGAUGGAGUUAAACGCGACUCUCUUAUUUUUCUCAUGUUGAAUUUCGUCGCUGUUCUCACUGGAGUUUAUCUCCUCCUCUCUGGCUCAACCUCAUCAGGUGCAACAGCUCGUCUUCUCUUCGCUGGAGCCCUUUUUCUUCUUGCUUUUCCACUGUUUAUCCCCGGUAUAAUAUAUGCUCGAGGCUGGUUUUGUCGUACCAUCUACUCUCGCAUCGAAGGCUCUGGCUUCAUUCUUGUUGAUGUUGAUGAUCUCGAGCUGCAUAGAGAGCUCCUUGUUCAGGAGGCAAGUAGCCUUGGAAAUGGUCUUCUUUUAAGCGACAACGGUGUAUCUAAUUAUAGUAUUACUGAACAGAAGAGCGCUGAGAGUGGUGGCUGCUGCCAAACAGUGCUGCAGAAGGAUCAAUUAGCAAUGCUUGGAGAGGAGCACCCGGCUAAAUUGCUUCUGCGAAGACUGGAUUUUUGGCUGUAUUAUAUUGCAUAUUUUUGUGGGGGAACCAUUGGCCUUGUUUACAGUAACAAUCUCGGACAAAUUGCGGAAUCUCGAGGACAAAGUUCCAGCACCACCACUCUUGUUACUCUCUAUUCUUCCUUCUCCUUCUUUGGCCGUCUGCUUUCUGCUGCACCAGACUACAUUAGAGCUAAGAUGUAUUUUGCAAGAACAGGAUGGCUGGCGAUUGCACUAUUGCCAAUGCCGGUGGCCUUCUGUUUGCUAGCGGUAUCCGGGCAGUCAAUGGCAUUGCAUGUAGGCACAGCUGUAAUUGGGUUGAGUUCUGGGUUCAUAUUUGCCGCUGCAGUUUCAAUUACAUCAGAAUUGUUUGGACCAAACAGCGUAGGAGUCAAUCACAACAUUCUGAUCACCAACAUCCCAGUUGGCUCACUUGUUUAUGGACUUCUUGCUGCGAUAGUUUAUGAUGCCAAUGUGGAGUCUGGCCUUAAAGAUUUCAUCACAGACUCAAUGGUGUGCAUGGGGAGACUCUGUUAUUUCUUCACAUUUGUGCUGUGGGGAUGCCUAUCUCUUCUGGGUUUAGUCUCUAGUGUCCUUUUGUUUCUAAGGACUAGGUCUGCUUACGAUCGUUUUGAAAGAAAUCGUCUAACACAAUUGUAUUAACAUAGAUCAAUCAAGUUAAAUCAUAGAUUUGAUCAGGGGGUAGUGGAUUUGGAAGGGAGACUUUACAUGUAUAGAUACAUCCAACCCAAAAUUAAACAAACUAAAAACAAUCUUGUAUAGCCUAUUAAGGAUAGUUACAAAAAGUUUCAUUGUUGAUACAAA